GGUGCCUGAAUGAAAUGUCUGCACUCCUGAACUUGUCAGUGGGAAUUUGUGAGUGUUUUUAUAGAUUGUGAAUGGUUUAUUGGAUAUAAAAGAAAGAUUACAUCUGGAAAUAUUACAUCAAUCUUCAGGCAUCAACAUCUUGCACAGAAAGACUUCCAAAUACUGAGUUGAACUACUAGCAAUUUGUGUUUGUGCGUUGGCUGGUGGUUUGCGUUGGUUGAUUGAUGGGGUGUGUGUGCGUGUUUGUUGGGGAAGUCAUGCCUAAUGGCAGUAAGCAUCGACAAGCAGACGUUCACACUGCAAUUUCAGAAGAAAGUCACACUUGAGUUGGCCGUACUCAAUCAGAAGCUAAGUCACCAGCUUCGUCAUGAAAUAACGCAGGCGUUUGAAGAGUCGCUUUUCACUGACUUGGAAGUGCGCAUUGGUGGCAGUGGUGGUGCAGCCCUAGUCAGAACCCACAGCUGCAUUGUUCAGUCGCGAACCCCCAAAUUCUAUUCAAAGGUCUGUGCCAAUCGGCACUCUGUUGUUUUGCCCGAAAAAGCUGAUCGACGCUCGAUUGAAGCUUUUUUUAGGACUCUUUACUGGUGUAACGAUGUGAGUCAAGAGGAGAAUGACAUUCUUAAACAAUUGAAACGUCUCUAUCAACAGCAGCAACAACAACAGGUAGCUACACCCGAAUCGGACGUCUACCUGACCCCGCAAGCGUCGCCGUCUGGUAGCGAUUUCAGCAACCAGCAGCGUUUCUCCUCCAACAGUUUUGCGCUCGAUGAUCAGCCGUCCCUCAGCCAUCUAGAUCAGCAACAGCACAAGAAGAAUGCAGCACUCUAUUAUUCGCUGGUGCCCAUCGAUGAGGUGUUUGACAGCGACUGCAGCUGCAGCACCGGCGGAGUGGGUGUGCUAGAGAGGGAGCUAGCCGAACAAGACCAGCUGUUCAAAUCGUUCAAAUCGAUUCUGAGCAAAGAACAGCGGACAAAGAGGCCUUCAGCAGCUAACAAACGUACAAAACCGACAUCUUUGUCGCUAACGUCUAGUCACAAUCCAAAACAACUAAAUAACUUCGAUAGUCUGCAGAAGACUUUUAAUGUGGAGAAUCUCCCGAAGAGUAGUUCAGCUUUAAAUAACGUUGAUAGUGUACAAAAGAACUCAGCAGGUACCAACCUGGAUAAUCCACACAAGAAUCCAACUCCUAUCAACCUGGAUAGUGUACAGAAGAAUUCUAGUAGUUAUGUGGAUAGUGUAUCAAAAAUUGUAAAUAGUAAGAAAAAAUCGGCGGUGGAUUUGAAGAGAAUUGGAAGGAAGUGUAGCGAAGACGAGGAGGUUAAUAAUUGUGAUAGAAAUGUGCAGGAUGUGGAAGAGAUCUGCAUGAAUAAGGUAGCGAAAGUGGUGGACAGUGGGGUGGGGGUGGGGGUAGGAGUGAAGGAGUCGGAUGACGCGAUGAGCAAUCCGGAGACAGAGGUGUUGGAUGCAGCGUCGUCGGGCUACGUGACGGGGAGCAGCCCCCGUGAGCACACCGUGUCCGUGUCGGAGGUGACGGAGGCCGAGGACCUCAUGCCGCACGACGACAAUGACGUCAUCCGCGCGCGGAGGGGAGGGGGCGAGUCGUCGUCGUCCGUCUCAUCGGACGGCGGCACUUGGGACUCCACUUUCCCUGAGUCGGCCGCCAAAGUCGUCACUGCUGCCAACCUCCCCGAUCUGGUGCAGAUCGAGAACAACCUCAACACUCAGGUCGAUCUGUUCGAACCUGCUCGUCUGCCGAGGAACGGCGUUCGCACUCCUGUCGAACAAACACAUCCCCAACAAUGCUUGAGAAGCCUUGAACUGUCUCCCAAGAGACAAGCUACGGGAGGCGAAAGUAACGUAAAAGAGGUGACUAGUACUGCUUCGUUCGAUAAGACUCCAGAUCAUAGCAGUCCAACAAACGAACUUGACCGCAAAAGUCAAUCAAAAAAUAGAGCAGGCAAUCAAAGUUUGGAAGGAACGUCAUUGAAUAGGGCUUGCAAGUCUCCAGACAAUAAAUAUUCCAAUCUUAACUGUCAUUCUGGGAACGAACAGAUUGACAAGAAUGCUGAGGAUACAUCUUGUAGUUUGUUGAAUAAUGGUUGUAAAUCUCCAGAAAAAUCUGGAGACAAUCACUGUGCAGCUUCAAAGAAUAACUUCUUUAUCGAUGCGUCCAGUUUGCUGGAUGAAAGUGAACUGGCCAAUCUACAAGUGACUAGUAACAAUGGUGGUAGUUACACGUGUCAAAACGAUAUCUGUUGCAAUGUGAUUGAUGGUAAUUGCAAUGAAGAGGUGAAAGUUGAAAAUAAAAAUGGAAGUCUAGAUGUGAAUGGUAGUGAGAAAAAAUCGGAGGUUAGUCCAACUGCUGAAAUGACGUUUGAAGAGCGGAGAUCUAGCCUAAUCAGACGUAAUACUUUUGAACUGGAUCCGGAUGAUGGAAAGAAACUAGUCAAACUUCAAGAGGAGUUUAAGAAGAGUAAAGAUUUUGAAAAUACUUGCCGAGAAAAUUGUGUGGAUGUGAAGAAGCCAUUAAAAUCACCCGAUUCACUGUCGAUUGUCGCUAAGAAUAUGUCGACACAGCGACAAGACGACGACAUGCACUCUCCUGACUCAUUAAAUAACGAUGCGCCAUUAGAGGGUAUGUUCGACGACAGAAACGAAGAGGAGAAACGACGAAUACUGGAUAAAGUGAACAAAGACAAAAUGAAUAAUCAAGAUGGCAGCGAGUAUGAUUCCACGAAACUAUACAAUAGUGGACUGUUCUAUAAUGUGGAGAAUACUUUGGAUCAGUGUUUCAAGUAUGAUUCGAAUAGGUUGCAUUGUGAUAAAGAUGAUUGUUCAGUGAAUGAGAAUGGGGGAAGCAGUAGGAUGAGUGACUGCAGUAGUACUCUGAGUAGAAGUUCGGCAGCUUGUGUGGGAAGUGUCGACAGGCUGAAUAGGAUCGAAUGCAUGCCAAUUGUGUCGGGCGGGGCUUCUAUCAGUGAUUUCUCCCCUCCCGUCAGUUGUGCCAGUCCUCUGGCCAGACGCAAAACAGAGAUGGCUCCGAUCUUGUCCGGAGGCUCAGUAUUAAUGCCUGAAAACGAUCAAAAAAUUGUACAAAAACCGAAAACUACCAGCGCAUUCACUGCGUCCUGGGUUGUGGACAUGAGUGACUCUGUCAAAUCCCCAGAAAUGCGCAAAAAGUCACGAUCAAACUCAGCCAGAAGUUCGGCGUCCAGUGAGGAACAUGACGAUCUAUCGAAAUCCAACUCUGAUGCCGCCAAGUCUCCACCAAUCAUGAAAACUAGUAAUCUCGGGUUUUUCAUACCGUUGGACGAUCCCAAAACUGACAAACCUGGAAAACUAGCCCCGAAACUCGAUCGACAAGACUCAAAAUCGGGUUCCCAGACCAGUAUUAAUCAAUCUUGUGGAUUUUUUAUUGAUCUCACUACGAAUGCGGAAAAACCGAAUGUCGAGAAAGUAGUUGAAAAGAGUAGUAGUGUGAUCCAGCCAGCUGAUAAGAAACUAUUCUCUAUGUUCAUUGACAUUAGUGAAACAUCUUCAACAGAGAAUGUGUCACCGAAAAGUAAGACCAGCUCACCGAACCUAUUUGCCAGCAAAAAAUUGAAGCCCAAAACGAUUGCUAGCAGAUUCCAGACAAAGCAUGAUGAUUUACGUUCGUCGGAUUCACAGUUGAGCUCUGAGUCGAGUAUUGAGAUGACUGUAGAACACCCAGAAGUGGCUCGUGGUAAGCAUUUGUUUGGCGAUCAAUUGAAUUGCACACCACCUCCCAGUCGACAAAUAUCUACUAACGAUAACUCUACAGCCGAUUUAACAAGCAGUCAACACGAGUCACGGAAGAAAGGAUUUUUCAUGUUUAUUGAGGCUGAGAACAGUUCGCCUGUACCCAGGCGCAGAACACUGCCAUCUGGAUUGCGGCCCAAUUCGCAACGGCACUCGUGGAAUUUAGACAAUGGUAAAAAUGGUGGCGGUGUAGUUGUCAAUCAAGAGGUGAAAAAAGAACACAAACGAGCUCACAGUGUGUCCGUCGAUAGGACUCUGGCCACAUCGUUCAGUAUUGCCAACUGUGAUGGCGAGAAAAAAUCGUCUAGUGUCACAUCGUUGGUGAAAAACAACAACAAAGAGUUUAAUAAUGUGAUGUUGGAUUCAGGCCCGGCGUCCAUAGAUGAAGCCUCGAUGCAGCGAAAUAGUCGCGCCAUGAUUUCGUCGUGGCAUGGACCGGUGAAGCCAUCCACCGAACUGCAGAAAGUUCUCGCUCGCAAAGAGUUGCGCGAAAGUAAAACGAUGCUGGGAUUGAGUAGCAAGGUGGGCGAAAACACGGCCAGUGAGACGAGUUUGAGUUGUGAUGAAACCUACGAUCUGCGAACGGACAGCGUGGUCUCGGACUUGUCGGACAGUGGGAAAGGAGGCAACAACUCGACGUUCAUAGUGGGCGAUGUGUCGAAUGUUGCAAACGCCGCCACCAGCAACAUGGAUCUGUCGACGCCCAGCCACGAAAUGGCCGCCAGUGAGUUGUCCAACGACAGCGAACCAGUUGUCAACGAGGAAGUGACCAAAAAACUGCAGACAGUUCGAGAGGAGAGCAGCAAGAGUUUUGUGAAGUUGUCGGACAUGGACAAGGAUCCUCCGCCUGUGAAGUUGGUGACUCAUAGGAAGUCCUACGAUUCAAGCGCAAGUCAGCACCGGAUGAGCCGCAGUAUUCCUGAGGCUGGGUCGUGGCUGGAGAACAGGUUGAUGACUCGGUCGGCAACCAGUCGGUCUCUCGGUCGCCUCUUCCCCCACCUACAGGUCCGCUCGCCGACCUCCACUGACGACGGAUUCAAUGCUGCCACUGACGUCUCCGAAAUGAGCAGUAUGCACAGCAGCAUCGAGCCUUCUGUCUUGGAGGGCAGCACGACAACAGACGACGGCUCUAUGUCGGUGCAGGGUGGCGGCGCCUGCUCGCGUCUGGGCGAAGAUCUACUGCGCAUGUUCGUGGAGGAGAUCAGCUGCGACGUCGUGGUGGAGGUGGGAGGGCGUCGACUGCGCGCGCACAAGUGCAUCCUGGCAUCGCGGUGCCAGUACUUCGCCGCCAUGCUCAGCGGUGGAUGGGUUGAGUCGGCCGGCAAUGUCAUCUCCCUCCAGGGAUUCUCAUAUAACGCCGUGCACUUUGCACUCUGCCACAUCUACAGUGGUACCAGCAAUAUUCCUGAUUCGAUAAAUAUAGUUGAGUUGGCAACACUGGCCGACAUGCUGUGUCUCGAGGGCCUCAAAGAGGUCAUCAUGUACACGCUCAAGGUCAAAUACUGUCACUUCUUCCACAAGCCAUGCGCACUGUGCACAGUGGGUGUGCUGGAGUGCCUGCCCCUGGCGGCCGCCUACGGCCUCGACGAGAUCUACCGCAAGAGUCUGCGCUGGAUCAGCAAGCACUUUGUGCGGGUCUGGCCCACCAAGGGAUUCGCCACUCUGCCUCGCGAGCUCAUCGACAAGUGUCUCAAACAGCAUGUUGUCCAUAUGAGCGUUGAGAAUGUGCUGGACACGGUGAUGAGCUGUGAGAAGCUGGAGGCGACCAUUCCACAGGUGCGGUGGGCCGACCCUGUAUUCGCAGUCACUCAGAGGCUGCACGACACGGCUGUCAAAUUCAUCACACAACACUUCAGUGGUGUUCUCGCUAGUGAAACGUUUUUAUCGUUUGGCGUGGACUCGGCAUGGAACCUGGAGCGUGUGAAGAAGACACUGCUAGGCGCAGUGGAGAGGGGAGGUGGGGGUGGUAGCGGAGGGGUGUCUCCCGACCAGGCAUGUCGCAGUCUCGCCCGGCUCCACACUCUGCUAGCGGUCGUCCCCGACGAUCAGUCUCCCACGCCAUGGUCUCCUGAGUUUGUGGGUCUGGUGGGCGAGCUGGCCGCAGCGUGUGAGAGCAGCGUGGUGAAGCAGGCGUCGCGUGCAGUGCGCAGCAGCGGAUGGCUGCAGUUGGACUGCGCACUGCGACAGCGCAUACAGACGGCCGCCUGCCUCGUCAUUGUGCCGGGCGACGAACGCCGUCGCAACCGUAUGCAUCACUCGCUGCACAGGCGUUCGGAGGACAGAAGUAGCAGUUGCGGCAGUAGUGGUCUGCGCUCGAGCGACCUGCACCAGGUGAAAGUGGUGAUGAGUCAGCAGAACGUGGGCUCACGUAAGCCAGUGGCAUCGGCUGAUGCGACAGCCGCCACCAAGACACUCAGCAACCGAGCGUCAGUGCCACCCGCCAACAAUCAGCGUGCGUCAGCCAGGCAUGCUGACGAAAACGCCCCGGCGAAGACCAAGUCCUGGCCGCAUCGCUUGGCUGAGGUGAAAUCAAGGUACUUGGAGCAGAGAGCGCCCCUGAAGAGCACGACAGUGACGACAAACAACAAGACAGGUCCAGGGUCAGGGACAGGGCCACCGCCCAAGUGCUGGAGUGUGCCCGCGCAGCGCAAGGGGGUGGGGGGAGUGGCCACCAAAGGGGGAGCCACCAAGGCGGGCGGCAUCACCAUAUCCAGUUCGGACUCGUCGCGAACCAGUUCGCCGGCCAUGCGAACGCGGUCGCUCGGCACGCGAACACUCUUCACCGGCACACAACACCAGCGGAAGCCCAGCUCCGAAACGCUCUCCAUGUCCACUGACUCGCUAGUCGAGGUGGCAGCAUCGAAGCAGGUGAAGAGCGAGCCGGUGGAGGUGAAUGGGAAUGUGCGCAUGCGCACCACUAAGAAGGCAGCGGCUGCAGCUGCAGCAGUCGCCGGAAAGACCAAGUCGGCCGAGUCGCUCCUCGCUACCACCAAACACCAGCCUAAGCUCAUUCACAACAACAAGGGGUCGUCACCUGUGCCACUAGCCAAACGCACGCCCACCAGUCAGACUUCGCCACGCGUGCUCACACGCGCGUCACCCAAAAUGGCGGCCACGUCCGCAUCAAGCGCCGCCUCGCCACGUGCCACCACCACAUCGGUCACCAAAACCACCACCACCACCACCAAUGCGGUCAAACGCAACACCACCUACCGCGUGUCAUCCGCCUCCAAGGCACCGCUCAGUCCCACCCCCAACAACAAAAUGGCCGCCGCCGCCAAUAAGACGAAACUGAACAACAGCAACAACAACAGUCAACAACAGCGUAAGGCGGUGAACAACAACUGUCAGGCGUCGCCGUUGUUGAACCGGGUGAAGCAGAUGCAGCAGCCGGGGGUCGGCUCAAGGUCGGGCACUUUCCUCAAGGAUGAGCCCACUGUGCUCGCCAAGCAGACUGCCCAGGCGCCAACCGCUACUGGCGAACGUUAGGGCGCAGAGAGAGGUAGGCCACACUAGCACUACAUUCAUCUGAAGGGGUCAUCGUUGGAAGACGAAGAGAGAGAGAUAGAUCAGACUAGAACUUGUGUUGAGCAGUCCAUUCAUCUGAAGGGGUCAACUUUAGAGUGAGAGAGAGUGGUCAGACUAGAAAUUGUGUUGAGCAGUCCAUUCAUCUGAAGGGGUCAACGUUAGGGUGAGAGAGAGAUAGGUCAGACUAGAACUUGUGUUGAGCACUACAUUCAUCUGAAGGGGUCAACGUUAGGGUGAGAGAGAGAGAAAGAUAGGUCAGACUAGAAGUUGUGUUGAGCAGUCCAUUCAUCUGAAGAGGUCAACGUUAGGGUGAGAAAGAGACGGAUAGGUCACACUAGAACUUGUGUUAAGCAGUCCAUUUAUUUGAAAGGGGUCAACGUUCGGAGACUAAGAGAGAAUGUGAUAGAUGCAUAGAUCAGACUAAACCUCGUGUUAAGCAGGUCUAUUUGUCGAGUCAAGACGAUUAUUUUUGUAAAGGGAAUUAACGUUAGGAGACAGAGAAACUUUCGCCCUUUCUGAUUAAAAUACAUCACUGCAAGAAUGUUACACUCAGUAUGAGCAAUGAGCGGCUCAUUAAACUUUCUCGAGCCCUGAAGUAUGAAUAACUGACUCAUACUCUUCAGAGUUUCGUUUGAAAAGAACUUAUUCUGGAACCCCUAAUUUUAAGUUCAAAGAACAUUUAAUUCAUCAAUUUUGAGUCCUGAGAGCAUCUAUUCAGGUCAUUGGAAAAUUCCAAUCAUAUAGUUGUUAGAGAGAAUACACAAACACGUUCUAAUGCUCGAUAUUUUUGGCGGUAUUUGUGAGUAUUUUCCUUAUAAUAUUUUCUGUACUUUGAAAAAAAUACAUUUUUAAUAUUAUUCUGUUCGUAACAAAAUUUAAGUGGUGAAAUCACUGUGUAAGUGUAUUAAAAAUUAGUUCAAAUAUAAGAACAUGACACUGCGUACAAUUACAAACUUUUUCCAUCAUUUGAACUCGAAAAGAUACAAUAGCAUUAAAUUCCGAUCUACUGUUUUACAUUUUUGUGUAAUAUCUCUUGAAAAUUACUGGUAUGAAAUCUUGCGAUAGUUAAGAUAAGUUGUGUAUAUAUGCUUUUUCCAAUUUUGCUCUCUCGAGAUAUUGCAAACCACUUCAAAUUUUACUCAAAAUUGAUUUGGCUGACAGAUGAAGUACUUUUAAUACAAGUUCUAGUGAACUACCUUUCAAAUAUCUCUUGAAAUAUUUAUUAUUACUAGUCAUUGUGCCAUUAGAAGGCUUUAUUGUUUAAAGGUAUAAUGUAUUUAAAAAAUCUAGAUUGAAAAUUAAUUAUCAUUCAAUUGGAUUAUUCAAAUCAUGCUCCAAAGUGUACAUAGCUAUAUUUAGAUUAAUGUCGAUUACCUGUUUAUAUUAUAAAUAUAUAUUAUUUAUUUUGUUAGAAACCUGUCGAUGUCGAAAUAGGUAUUUGAAUCAUGUAUUUGAAUGUUGUUGUAAGAGGUGGAUAGUUUAAAAUAUUGAAAAAUACUGGUAUUCCUAUAGGAGUAUUAUACUGUAAUAUUAUACUAGGAGGAUUAAAAUGUGUGGUGUGGCUAAAAUCUUUGGAAAUAUUCCAAUUUUUCAAUAGCGUGGAUGAACCUUCAUAAUUUUCCUUAGUCACAAAUAUUUUCAUGUUCAAAAUUCCACUGCCCAUUUAUUGAACAUUUUUCAAUAGAAUUCAUUGUUAUUCAUUAAUCAAUCGUUAGAGUAGUCAUAGUAGAGAAUUAAUUAAAAUUAUCUUUAUAUUUGAAAUUAUUUCAUCAGCCACAGUAGCUAUGGAAAAUAAAGUCAAUUUUCAAAAAAAUAAUUUCAAACAAGUUAGAUUUUGAUAGAUAUUUGAAAUACUUGUUUCGACACUUAUCAACGAUUAGCAUUAUUAUUUACGUACUUUUUCUAUUGUGGUAAAAUUCACAGAUGAAAAGGUAAUAAAAGUUAUGUUUAUUGAAAAUUUUAUGUACUGGAAAAUAUCUUGAUAUGAGUAGUUUGCUUUUUAUAUUUUUUCAAGAAAAUACUUAUCACGAUUUAUCGAGUAGUUUGUUCAGCAAACUUAGCGUAGUUCUGUCAUGAAAUUACUUAAAUUACUCAAAUCUCUCUCGUUAUCACAAUUUCUCGAUACAAAGAACACGUAAGUGAUGACUUUGAGGAAUUGGCGUCACUCUAUUUUUAUUUAAUUCGUAGAAUAAAAAUUAAAAAUAUUGAACUUUAGAAUUAAAUAUUAAGCCUGGUAGGUUUCAAAAUAUACUUUAGCUACCUUAGGAUUUGGCUCCAUGGUAUUUUAUGUAUGUUGGUCAGUCAUGUAUGUCUAAAACGUGGUGCUUCUUUAACCAAAUCAUAUACAUAGAAAACUAAUGAGUAUAUUAUCUGUACCCCACCGAAGAAGCCAAUAAAUUUAUUCGCAAAAUAUUAGCAUUAUUCUUUUGCAAUACGGUAAUUAUUAAUGAAUGGUUGUAUUCACGGACUCUAAUGCUGAUUUGAUUGUCAAUUUCAAAAAUUAGAAGCAUUUGAAUUUGUUGUUAUUUCUCUGUAAAGAGUUUUUUAUAGUAUAAGUUUAUUAUCACCUUGGCAUUUGGUAAGUGUUUUUCAUGUAUUAAUAAGUUCAUAACUUAUAACUGACAACCUCGACUUUGGUUGUUGUCUGAGGAGUAAUAUUCUCUAAUUUGACUUUCAUAUAGUUGAAUUAAUUACUGUACAAGUUGAAAACUUUUCCUCAAAAAUGUUUUGUAGAAAAUAAAAUACAUUAGAUUAAAACGUUUAAACCGUUUCAAAUCAAUCUUCAAAUAUGUUAUUAAUUCAUUCAAAGGAAUAUUCUAAUUAACAUUUUUAAAAUUCUACUCUUCCUAAAUUAUUACUGAAAGAUAAUGUAUUUUAGAUAGAAAUACGAUAAAAAUUAAUCAAAUUAUACUCAGUAGGUUGACUGACUAUCUUCAAUAUCAAAUCGUUCACUACAAAAAAAAUUAAAAAUACAGCUAAGUUAUCUAAAUCCCCGUCCUAUUAGUCAUAUAUUUAUUGAAAUGAGAACCUACUAUUUGCAUUUAUGAUUUUUUAUUACAUAGUUAUGUAAGGAACUUACAUUAUUUAUUAGUGAUUAGAAGGAUUAAGUACCUUACCAUGACUGAUUAUGUGUAUGUUCUAUUAAUUUUCUACAAUCUAUAGCGUAAUAUUCUUAUUAAAGUGUUUUAUAUUGUUUCUUUGAAGACUAUUUACAGAAUGGCAGUGAGCAACUCACCAAUAAAAUUGGUGGUGGUACUAAUUAAUUAUAAUUUGUAUACUCAAUAAUUUCAUAUUAAAUUAUACUUUAAUAUCAUUUACUCAUUUUCAAAAUCGAUGUUUUUGCAUAGUCCCUAUAAUACAUCACAACAUACUGUAAUAUUUAUAAUGGUCCAACAUUAACAAGAUACAUUCAUUGUUUUGUGUACUAUAAAAUGCAUUUGGACUGGUCUAAACGUUCAUCAAAUAACUAUUCAUUUAACUUGCCUGACAUUUCAAAAUCUGAAUAAACCAUGACUAUUUUUAAUUAAAUUUGUUCGAACAACUCUUAUAUAAAUAUCAUUAAUAUAAUCUUCUAUGUUUCAAGCUAGUAACAGUUAAAAUACUUAUUCAAGUUUAUUGUAUAAAAUCAUAGAGAAACAAUAGCAUAAGAAACUUGAGAAUCUGUUUAAAUAAGAGUCAAUUGAAAUGAGAAUCUGCUUCAAUUGGUAAAAACCAUUGUUGAUUUAUAAUGGCGGUUUCCGUUUCACUUCACAUUGUGAAAUUAUAUUAGAUAUUUAAAUUCAGUUAAAAAAAUUGUUUAAUUUUCAAAGAAAUUUUUCAAGGCAACUUACUAUUGGAUUGGACCAAAUUCUUGAGAAUUUUAAUUCAAGUUGCUCACGUUCCUCUGUAUAGUCUUCCAGACUAUAGUUUUCUAAUUAAAAUUUUUGAUAACUCCUAAAUGUUGUUUAGUACACAAGAUUAUGAUACAUUUCAUCUAGAAAUAGACUUUGUAGAUGUAGAUGUGUAGAUGUUUUGUCUUCAGUUUUGCUGUAUUUAUGUCAAUUACUAUAAUUGUGUGGAUGCGUAGAGUGGAUCUCUCAAUCUUUGACUAGAUUCACAAAUUAAAUCUCGAUCAUAAUAUUGGGUAGUCAUUGCCUUUUCACUUAUCACAGUAAACCUUAUUCAAUUCAUGAUGAAAUCAGUUAUUUUUUGGUCAUAAGUUUGUGUUUCUCUUUCGCUUGAUGGAUAUCCUUCGAGUUCCAUAUAUCCUUGGAAUUUUCGCUUUGUAUUCCCCAUUUACAUUUGAGUAAUCUUUUGAAAAUUUAAUUUCAAUUAUUUUAGAUUUUAAAAAAAUGAAAAAAAUUAAAUUAGAUUUAAAAUUAAAUCAUAAAUUAUCAGAAUCAUGAUCACGUACAGUAAUAUUUAAAAAUAAUUGACCGCUUUAUAAUAUAUUUUUAGUUUCUGUACUCAAUAUUAAAUAACCAUGUGCCAGUAUAAAGGUGACCAUUUGAGUAAUCAUAUACUCUUAAAACAUGACACGAUUACUAUUAUAAAAUAUUAGAUUUAUAUUGUAUAUAUGAAAACGCUUGUGUAAAGAACAAAUUUGUGCAAUAAAGCUUUAAGGCAUCAGAAUAUUAUAAAUAGCAUUUGAGUAUCAUUUUUGAUGUAAUAUAAUAUAUGUUUUACAAGCUUCAUAAUGGUCAACAAGAAACUCAGUUUUGAUUCUUAUGAGUGUUAUCGUUUGAAUGUGUGUGCUUGAAUAUAUGUAUAUAAUAAAGUACACAUAUCGUAAGAAUUAGUCACUGCUUAUGAUUUUGUACUACGUUUGAGAAAGAUUCGAAAUCAUUUGUUGUUGGACUGUAAAUAUGUGAUAUUUUAUUGUAAAUUCUUUAUUUUUAUUUCAUUGUUCUAUAUUUACGGAAAGUCUCAACUAGAUAUCAUUUUAAAAUUAUUUUGCUAUAGUUAAAGAUGACGUUUAUGCACUCGAUAAAAAUACUAUAUUUACUAUUUAAAUGAAAAUCAAUUUGUUUAUUUUGUAUCUUAAUCUGUAAAAAUGCAAGUAUAUUUUUACAAUAUAAGUUUGUAUUUUUUUUAUUGUUCGAAGCAUUUCAAAUUGUUUUCAAUAAUAUUGUGUAUAACUGAUAGCCAGAUGACUGUGUAUGUUUAAUGGAUGGAAAAUUGUUUAACGUGAAUAAAGUUGCAAUUCAAAUUA
Nilaparvata lugens (brown planthopper) is the source of this 12499-nucleotide messenger RNA. RefSeq lists its product as uncharacterized. Bases 265 to 7269 code for a protein of 2334 amino acids. Lineage: Eukaryota; Metazoa; Arthropoda; Insecta; Hemiptera; Delphacidae. Gene Ontology annotation, molecular function: protein binding. The record is from RefSeq and is a predicted model, not a curated record. The transcript is spliced from 16 exons.